CCCGCAGGUAACUGGACAGCGACUGCGGGGGAAGAAGGCAGGGGCAGUCCGGGCCGCACGCACGGAGCCGUGGCUGCAGGCGAGCGGGGAGGAGAAUCCGAGACAUGCUCUGGGCUCGUGGGCUCAUAGAGGGACACGCCGGGACGGUCUCGGCGUGGGGCUGCAGAGUGCGGGCCAAUCGAGUGCGUCCCGGGCCUCAGGGCCGCGUCUGUACCUCGGGCCGAUUGUGUCCUGGCAUCGCCGCGCGGACUGAGCCCGUGUGAAGGGACCGCCUCUAGUUAACGCUCAGCGUGUGGCGCCCGCGUUCGAGCGCGGAUAGGAGGCCGGAGGCCGGGAACCAGGGGGUGGGACCCGCUCCGUUUGCAGGUGCCGGGACAAUCCACCGCGGGCGCCGAAGCCCCCGUCGGCCGCUCGGGUAUGAGUGGCUCCUGAAGGAGCCUCCCGCGUCCCCCACCUCCAGGCGCGCUUCGCGCUGCUCACCCUUCUUCCGAGACCGGAGGAAACGGCUUCCUCCAGGCUGGAGGAGGCUCGGUCUCUUUUGGCCCCUCUGCGACACCGUACCGGUACUCGGCGCGUCCCUAGCAACCGUUAGCGCGGGCUUCUGCCCUCUGGCUCUCUGGAUCCCGCCUUCACGUGCCGCUGACUGGCUCUUAAGGCUUGUCAAUCGGCGCGAGUCGCUCUGCGAUUGGCUGGUGGACUAGCGGCGAAAGGUCUCCCUCCCGGCGGGGUGAAGUGAACUUGGUGGAGUGACCCUCGCUGUCGCCAGAUGUUGAGUGGGCGCACUGUGUUCUGACAGCUGUUCCCUGGAGGACAGAGGCUCAGCGGCCUUUGACGUGGACCAGCGGCGCCUGUGCAGGAGCCUGUCCCUGCCAGCUCCGAUGGAGCGCCCCGCCGCCCAGACCACCCCUGAGUCCAGCAGGCCCUCGUCCUUGGCCGACAGACACCUGAGCAGAAGGAAUGGGCUUUCAAAACUCUGCCAGAGCAGGAUGGGUCUCUCUGAAGACACGUGGAGCUCCUACUGCCUGUCAUCAUUGGCGGCCCAGAAUAUCUGCACAAGCAGACCGCACUGCGUGGCUGCCCCUGCGCCAGUGGCCCGGGCCGGGUCGCUGGGCAGCGCAUUCUGCUGCUCCCCGCCGGGAGGCUUGUCCUCGGGGUGGUCUGCGCCCCUGCUCCCGUCCCCCAUGUAUAACCCGAACAAGGCCGUGUUCAUCGUGGACGCCAAGACCACAGAGAUCCUGGUUGCCAGCAACAAAGCUUGCCAGCUCCUGGGGUACAGCAGCCAUGACCUGAUUGGCCACAAGCUCACACAGUUCUUCCUGAAGCCAGAUUCUGACGUGGUAGAGGCCCUCAGCGAGGAGCGCCUGGAGGCCGACGGCUGCGCCGCCCUCGUGUUUGGCACAGUGGUGGAUGUCAUGAGCCGCAGUGGGGAGAAAGUCCCAGUCUCCGUGUGGAUGAAGAGGGUGAGGCAGGAACAUAGCCUUUGCUGUGUGGUCGUGCUGGAGCCUGUGGAGAGGCUCUCGGCCUGGGUGGCUUUCCAGAGCAAUGGAACCAUAACAUCAUGUGACACUCUUUUUGCUCAUCUGCACGGGUAUGCAUCCGGGGAGGAAGUGGCCGGGCAGCCCAUCACAGACCUGAUCUCUUCUGUGCAGCUCCCGCCUCCUGGCGAGCACAUCCCAACGAAUCUCAAGGUUCAGAGGUCUGUUGGAAGAGCCAGGGAUGGCACCACCUUCCCCCUGAGCUUGAAACUGAAAUCCGAACCACGUGCCGGGGAGGCAGAAGGCAGGCCGGCGUACCGGGCCUCUGUGUGGGUCUUCUCCACUGUCAGUGGCCUCAUCACCCUGCUGCCCGAUGGCACCAUCUACGGCAUCAACCACAGCUUCGCACUGGCGCUGUUUGGUUAUGGGAAGACGGAGCUCCUGGGCAAGAAUAUCACCUUCCUGAUUCCUGGUUUCUACCAAUACAUGGACCUUGUAUAUGACAGCUCCUUACCACUGCCAGACCUGGCCGACUGCCUGGACACUGCCACCCAGAGUGGGCCUGGGGAGGUGACUGUGGGCCCCCAGCAGGACCAGAGCCCAGCUGGUGAGCCAACGGCCGACAUCGCACUUGCUGGUGGCCACGUCCUGCUGAGAGGUGAGGUGCUCAAGCCUGUGGAAAGCCAAGAAGCCUUCACUGGGACCCAGGCCCCGGCCACUGGAGGCCAUCGCCCUUCCUCCUGCCCAGCUCCGCCCACUCUGGGGGUGGGCAGCAUCCCAGAAGGAUGCCCCCCAGCCCAGGAACAGUCAUUAUCUGAGGACCAGCAGAACAUCCCAGAAGGAAGCCCGCCAGCCCACAGUCAACAGUCAUGGCCCCAGGACCAGCGGAACCCUGGCUUGGGGAAAGAGGAACCCAUGGCAGUAGGGAGCUCCCGAGAGACCCUUCUGGGAGAAAGUGGGUCUGACCCAGUGGACACAAAACUAUGUGCUUCCCAUGAACAUCCUGCAGCUCCAGGGCCAGCUGAGAACAGGGACAGGAGUGUUGACACGCACGUCCUAAACCAGGAAGCCCAGCUAGGACAGAUGGGUCUGGGCAGUGCCAGCAGUUCAAGCCACAGGGCUGAUGCCGCCUGUCAGCUGGCUGCCCAUCACCGCCCACCUGCACCUGGGGCUGAGCGCAGCGCACAGCGGGGAAGCCUGGGCCCCACCCGAACUGUGCAACUCUUGUGCCCCUUGCCUGCUUUUGAUGAGCAGGGAGCCUUGGACAGCCAUGAGGAGCUGCACACGUGCCUGAUCAGGGAGCGGCUGUCCAAGCCGAGCUUGGUGGGACCUCAGGGCGUCUCCUACACAGAACUGCCCCUGGCAGAGCAGCCCCUGCUCCCUGCCCCCGUGUCGCUGUGCAACCUGGGUGGCAGAGACCUGCGCAGAGGCCGCUCUGGCAGCUCCUCGGCCUGCUAUGCCCUAGCCACGGACCUCCCUGGCAGCCUGACCAAAGUGGGGGCCUCAGAGGCCAAGGAGAAUUCCUUUACCUGGAACCUCAAGGAGCUCUUUCUCAGCAUGAGGACAGACUGCACCUCCUCACACUGCCCCUGUACUAUGUCCGAGCUCCUGGACAGCCCCUCUCCUUCGCGGGGAGGCUCCAGUGUAGACCUGAGCAGUUUGCACGGGCAGAGGCCAGACGUCCCGAAUGACAGAGGGCUGUUGCUGCUGACAGGCACGCGCUUCCAGCCCCGUGCGUGCUGUUUGGGACACAGUUGGGCAGAGCUGUCUGAACCUUGUUCAGCGUCCUCUGUACACUAUGAAGGGAGUGGCAGAGAGAGCCCAGGCCACGUGCCCCCCAUGCUGGGGGCCAGCCCAGGGGAUGUGCGCCCAGCAUACGAGCCCGGGCAGGGCAUCCAGGUCACCUCCACUCCGGUGAGAGGGGCCAGCUCAGUGACUCCUGGGGCAGCAGGCCUGCGACAUGACAUUCAGGAGGGCACCUACUGUGGGAGCUGCUACCACCGCGACGGCUGGCAGCUGAGCGUGCAGUUUGAGGUGAAGCGGGUGGAGCUCCACGGCUCCGCGGCAUUGUUCUGCUGCUGGCUGGUGAAAGACCUGCUCCACAGCCACCGGGACUCAGCCAUGUGGACCUGCCUGCUGCCCGCCACCCUGCUGAGCCCCGCACACUCUGCGCCCGAGUUGCCUGCGCCCAGCCCAGGCGAGAUGCUCAGAACCAAACCCUGGUUUGAGGAGCCUCCCAAGGCCAUCGAGGUGGAGGGGCUAGUGGCCUGCGAGGGUGCAUACACCCACAAGUACAGCACACUGAGCCCCCUGGGCUGCGGGGCUUUCGGCUUUGUGUGGACCGCGCUGGACAAGGAGGAGGAUAAGGAGGUGGUGGUAAAGUUUAUUAAGAAGGACAAGGUUUUGGAGGACUGUUGGAUUGAGGACCCCAGACUUGGGAGAGUUACCUUGGAGAUUGCAAUUCUGUCCAAGGUGGAGCAUACCAAUAUCAUCAAGAUGUUGGAUGUAUUUGAAAACCAAGGAUUCUUUCAGCUAGUGAUGGAGAAGCAUGGCUCUGGCUUGGACCUCUUUGCAUUCAUUGACCACCAUCCCAGCCUCGACGAGCCCCUGGCGAGUUACAUCUUCCGACAACUGGUGUCGGCGGUGGGAUACCUGCGCUCCAAGAACAUCAUCCAUCGGGACAUCAAGGACGAGAACAUCGUGAUCGCCGAGGACUUUACGAUCAAGCUCAUAGACUUUGGCUCUGCUGCCUACUUGGAGAGGGGCAAGCUGUUCUACACCUUCUGUGGGACCAUCGAGUACUGUGCUCCCGAAGUCCUCCUGGGAAACCCGUACAGGGGGCCAGAGCUAGAGAUGUGGUCGCUGGGAGUGACGCUGUACACGAUUGUCUUUGAGGAGAACCCCUUCUGCGAGCUGGAGGAGACCAUGGCAGCUGCCGUGAACCCCCCGUUCCUGGUGUCGGAAGAUCUCAUGAACCUCAUAUCUGGGCUGCUGCAGCCUGUCCCUGAGCAGCGCACCACCUUGGAGAAGCUGGUGACAGACCCUUGGGUGACGCAGCCCGUUAACCUGGCUGACUACACAUGGGAUGAGGUGUGUCAAGUAAACAAGCCAGAAAGCAGCGUUCUGUCCACUGUGAGUCUGGAGGUGGAGAACAGGAGCCUGAGUGAAGUGGCCCAUUCCCCGGGGCAGUGCAGGGCCUCGUGCCCCAGGGAGGCCCGUGGGGGUAGCUGAGCACCAGCUUCCUGCUGCUUUUCUUCACUCUGCUAGGAAUCAUUUUGUUUUCAUUCAGAGAAGUAAAGUCUCAAGAAUUGGGCCCAGUUCACCUUCUAAAAAACUCAUGUGCAAGUUUGCUAAAUGCUAAAACAAAGGCUCCUGAUACUGUUGUUUAGGUUAUGAAAUAUACUUGGAAUUCAUUUUUCCAUGACCUUGAAAAAGCAUUCUAGUGUCGAGCUGAGUUUUGUACUGUGAGAAGGCUUUUAAUUUGUGAACUUCUGAGAGGCACAUUAGAUGCUUUUAAUUUUCUUUUGUUUAUAUGCAUGUGUUGUUGUUUCUUGACUUUGUAUAUGCCCAUCUGAUAUGUGGAAUUUGUAGCACUGGUUAGCCCGAUGGCCAGACUAUUUCAUUAAUUUAUUUUUUUGAACUGUUUCCAAAUUAAAGCAGUUUUGUUAGUAAAUAUUUA
Manis pentadactyla (Chinese pangolin) is the source of this 5154-nucleotide messenger RNA. It is a transcript of the gene PASK, whose product is annotated as PAS domain containing serine/threonine kinase. Bases 879 to 4706 code for a protein of 1275 amino acids. Gene Ontology annotation, cellular component: cytosol; nucleus; cytoplasm. The transcript is spliced from 18 exons. Gene Ontology annotation, biological process: protein phosphorylation; intracellular signal transduction; negative regulation of glycogen biosynthetic process. The record is from RefSeq and is a predicted model, not a curated record. Gene Ontology annotation, molecular function: ATP binding; protein serine/threonine kinase activity. Lineage: Eukaryota; Metazoa; Chordata; Mammalia; Pholidota; Manidae.